Didymodactylos carnosus is the source of this 3135-nucleotide messenger RNA. The record is from the annotation of a GenBank genome assembly. Lineage: Eukaryota; Metazoa; Rotifera; Eurotatoria; Philodinida; Philodinidae.
AUGCACCGUCCAAGUAUAGCUCAUCGUGCUAGUAUAUCUCUUAUUGUAAUUGAUUAUCCAUGGACAAAAACAAAAGAAGAUGUUUUAGCAUUCUAUAAUGCUGAAGAAUCAAAAGGAUUAUCAGAGGAAAGAGUUAAAAGAGAUUUAGAACGAUAUGGAUUUAAUGAAUUACCAGCCGAAGAGGGAAAACCAUUAUGGAAAUUAAUUUUAGAACAAUUCGAUGAUCUUCUAGUCAAAAUUUUACUUGCAGCUGCGUGUAUAUCUUUUGUAUUAGCUUUAUUUGAAGACCAUAAAGAAGAAGAUAGUUUAGUAGCUGCAUUUGUUGAACCACUUGUUAUUCUUCUUAUUUUGAUAGCAAAUGCAACUGUUGGUGUAUGGCAGGAACGUAAUGCUGAAAGUGCCAUCGAAGCAUUAAAGGAAUAUGAACCAGAAGUGGCCAAAGUUGUAAGACAAAAUCGACCUGGACAAAUUCAACGUAUUAAAGCGAGAGAAUUAGUACCAGGUGAUAUUGUCGAAGUAGCUGUUGGUGAUAAAGUUCCGGCUGAUAUUCGAAUAGUAACGAUUUUUUCAACAACUCUGAGGGUUGAUCAAUCUUUACUUACGGGUGAAUCAGUAUCGGUUAUUAAACACACCGAUCCUGUACCGGAUCCAAGAGCAGUCAAUCAAGAUAAAAAAAAUAUUUUAUUCUCGGGUACAAAUAUUGCUAGUGGUAAAUGUCGUGGAGUUGUUAUUGGUACUGCUUUAAAUACGGAAAUCGGCAAAAUUCGUUCGGAAAUGGCGGACACAGAAGAGGAAAAAACGCCAUUACAACAAAAAUUAGAUGAAUUUGGGGAACAGUUAUCAAAAGUGAUCUCAAUAAUUUGUGUGGCUGUAUGGGCAAUUAAUAUUGGUCAUUUUAAUGAUCCUGUUCAUGGUGGUUCAUGGUUCAGAGGAGCAAUUUAUUAUUUUAAAAUAGCUGUGGCUUUGGCUGUUGCAGCUAUACCCGAAGGAUUACCAGCUGUUAUAACAACAUGCUUAGCUUUAGGUACACGACGUAUGGCCAAAAAGAAUGCAAUUGUGCGUUCAUUACCAUCUGUUGAAACGUUGGGUUGCACAUCGGUUAUAUGCUCGGAUAAAACUGGAACAUUGACAACUAACCAAAUGUCUGUUUGCAAAAUGUUUGUGUUUACUAAAGCAGAGGCUAAUGAUAUUCAAAUAGAUCAGUUUGAAAUAACCGGAUCCACCUAUGAACCAAAAGGAGAUGUUCAAUUUAAUGGACAGAAAUUUAACUGUGGCGAUCGUAGUGGACUCGUUGAACUAGCGGAAUGUGCAGCAUUAUGUAAUGAUUCAGCGUUAGAUUUCAAUGAGACUAAAAAAAUUUUUGAAAAAGUUGGUGAAGCAACUGAAACGGCGUUAACUGUAUUAGUCGAGAAAAUGAACGUUUUCAACACGGAUAAAUCUCGUUUAUCUCAACAAGAAUUAGCCAUGGCUUCAAAUACAAUUAUUCGUCAAAAAUAUCGAAAAGAAUUUACACUCGAAUUUUCUCGCGAUAGAAAAUCAAUGUCUGUAUAUACAUUACCAGCAUCUCCAUCUAAGCUUGGUAGUGGAGCAAAAAUGUUUGUUAAAGGUGCUCCUGAAUCAGUUAUUGAGCGUUGUACGCAUGUUCGAUGUGGCACAAAUAAAUUACCAAUGACUUCGGCUAUUAAGCAAGAAAUAAUGAAAUUAGUUCAUAUAUAUGGAACUGGUCGAGAUACUCUAAGAUGUUUAGCAUUAGGUACAAUCGAUGCACCACCGAGAAAAGAAGAUAUGGAUUUAGAAGAUGCAAGAAAAUUUAUUACCUAUGAAAAUAAUAUUACAUUUGUUGGAGUUGUUGGUAUGUUAGAUCCGCCUCGUGCAGAAGUUAUUGAUGCCAUUGUUCGCUGUCGUAAUGCUGGUAUCCGAGUUAUUAUGAUUACCGGUGAUAAUAAAAAUACGGCCGAAGCUAUUUGUAGAAGAAUAGGAAUAUUCAAAGAAAAUCAAGAUACAAGAGGAAAAGCAUUUAGUGGACGUGAAUUUGAUGAUUUAAGUAUAGAAGAACAAAGUGAAGCUGUUCGUCAUGCGAAAAUGUUUGCUCGUGUUGAUCCGGCUCACAAAUCAAAAAUUGUCGAAUAUUUACAAUCUCAUGGAGAGAUAACAGCUAUGACUGGUGAUGGUGUCAAUGAUGCACCGGCAUUAAAAAAAGCCGAAAUCGGUAUUGCUAUGGGAUCUGGUACAGCUGUGGCAAAAUCAGCAGCUGAAAUGGUGUUGGCUGAUGAUAAUUUUUCGUCAAUUGUGGCAGCAGUCGAAGAAGGACGGGCAAUUUAUAAUAAUAUGAAACAAUUUAUUCGUUAUUUAAUCUCAUCGAAUAUUGGAGAAGUUGUUUGCAUCUUUUUGACAGCUGCAUUAGGUUUACCAGAAUCAUUGAUUCCUGUUCAAUUGUUGUGGGUUAAUUUAGUUACUGAUGGUUUACCAGCCACGGCACUCGGUUUCAAUCCACCUGAUUUGGACAUUAUGGAACGUCCACCAAGAAGCGGAAAAGAAUCACUCAUUACACCUUGGUUAUUCUUUCGAUAUAUGGCUAUCGGCAGACAACAGUCUCACCAUUUUCAAUGUCGUGGCGGUGGAAAAGCCUGGGAAGAUAUUGAUUGUGAUGUAUUUGAUGAUCCACAUCCAAUGACUAUGGCACUUUCCGUCUUGGUUACAAUUGAAAUGUUAAAUGCAUUAAACAGUUUAUCGGAAAAUCAAUCAUUAAUUAAAAUGCCACCAUGGUAUAAUAAAUAUUUAUUAUUUGCAAUUGCAUUAUCGAUGUCUUUACAUGUCAUGAUUUUAUAUAUACCAUUCUUCAAUACUGUAUUCCAAAUUUGUCCAUUAACAACAGAAGAAUGGUUUGCUGUUAUUAAAAUAUCAAUACCAGUUGUUUUAUUAGAUGAAACAUUGAAAUUUAUUUCACGUCGUUAUGUUGAUGGUAAUAAUUCUCGAUUAUUAUCGGGUUUAUUUGCAUUAUUUGUCAUGUGGGGAUUGUUUUUGGUAUUAUUAUGCUAUUCACCCAUUUUUUCAACAUGGCACGGUUUUACCCAUCAGUCAAAUGUCAUUCAUAAACAAAAUUUGACAAUGCCCCAUUUAAACGUUGAACUAUAG